UAAAAUAACCAGUAGCAGAAAUUCUAAGGGGCCUACUUGCAUCCGUUUCUCAACGAACCUGUGAUUAUAGUUCUAUUUCACGAAGCUGAUUAUUGGGGGUUAGGGUUUUUGUGCUUUCGCGUUCCUUCAAUCCUGUUAUCUGUAGGAACGCGCCCCGCCCCCGUCGGGUGAAGAUUGUGGAAUUCAAUCCUUUUGAUCUCUCGGCUAGAGUUCUUACCAUUUCGUUUCCUGGGGAUCCGAUAGUUCUCAAUCGCCUCGCCAUUUUAGGUCAGAAGCUUAGAUUUUUAUUAUCUUACAAAAUCUAUGUUUUUUCAUUGCGGCCAUUAUACUCUUCUCAGUUCCUUGCUUUUGCGCGAAUGCACUCAAAUAAGUUCGCUUCCUUCUGCAAUUCGAGAAGAAAAGAUUCCGAUUCUUUGUAGCAGCUCUUUAAGAUGAAACGUCAUGAAUUUCGUUUCCAGACAAUGAGUUAAAAGAUUUUGUGCUGUCAUUCUGUUUUGUGGAUGUAUAAGUUCUCAUUUGUGACUACAUGAGUUCGUUGCUUAUACGAUAAUCUAAUCGCUAAAGAUAUUGGUUGGUUAUUUUUUUUUAGCAAGAGAAACGUUCAUAUAGUUUGGUAUUGAUGCCAUCCUGGCCUGCGAUUACAAACAAAUUAUAUCAGUCAAAUAGCAUCUAUCUGAAGACUGGAUGGACUACUUUUGGAAGAUUUAGCCACACUUGUUCUACUCCUUUGGUUAUCAGUUAUUGCCAAUCUUAAGAGUAUAAGUCUUGUACAGCACUGGACAAAGGGUUCAACGACUAUUAGGUUCCUGACGAUCAUGGUGUCUUCUCUUAGUUCUUUAUCCUGCAAGUUUGAACUGGGCGUGAGGGAGUUAGACAGUUCAAGAAGGAUGAUGAUGAAAUGCUGGUCCAAACCAUCUGAUUUUCAUCAAGGUGAACUUUUGAGGCUAAGCACAAAAUAUGAGCUACCUUCUGGAUUUUUGAGAUUUCCUAGCAAGUUCUGUGAAAUUGCAAGCAUGCCUGCAUUUAAGCCACAACUAUUUGCUUGUGGAGCUGAGGUGGUACGCAGCUUAUAUCCGAGGAGUGGACAAAAGGAUGUCUUAGUGAUAUCGACACUUAUGAGUUACAACAGAAGUCCUCAAUACUGUAAAAGAGUAAGUGGGUGCUUGAGAAAUCGUGAAUCCUGGGGUAAAAAUAUGUUUUACAAGUGUUUCUGGAAUGAUAUGCAAGGUUCUGUGUGGAAAACCGGCCACCAGUUGGAGCCAUGUAUGAAGAAUUUCUCAUCAAGUUCCACACCAUGUUCCACUGGAGCAGUUCCUAAAGCCUCAUAUGAUGGUGUUUCACAGGAAGAGCAGAUUGAAGAAUCUGGAGCUUCCUCUGCUCAGAAGUCCUCUGGUGUUAGAUCCCUGAAGCUGCUCUCGGGUUCAUGUUAUCUUCCUCAUCCAGCAAAGGAGGAAACGGGCGGAGAAGAUGCUCAUUUUAUAUCCACUGAGCAAGCAAUUGGUGUCGCUGAUGGAGUUGGUGGUUGGGCAGAUCUUGGUGUCAAUGCAGGACAUUAUGCGAGAGAGCUGAUGUCCCAUUCAGUAUCGGCAAUUGGGGAAGAGCCCAAAGGUUCCAUUGAUCCGGCAAGGGUUUUGGAGAAAGCUUACUUGAACACGAAAGCUAGAGGGUCUUCAACUGCUUGUAUUGUUGCCCUUACAAAUCAGGGUGUCCAUGCUGUGAAUCUUGGUGACAGCGGCUUCAUUAUUGUAAGGGAUGGAUGUGCAGUAUUCCGUUCGCCUGUUCAACAACAUGACUUCAAUUUUACUUAUCAGCUUGAGAGUGGAAAUUCAAGUGAUUUACCAAGCUCUGGUCAGGUGUUUACAUUCCCUGUUAUUGCUGGAGAUGUGAUUGUUGCCGGAACCGAUGGGCUUUUUGACAACUUGUAUAACAACGAGGUGACGGCCAUUGUUGUUCAUUGCAUCAGAGCUGGAUUGAGCCCUAAGGAUACUGCCCAAAAGAUAGCAGCUCUUGCUCGCAAAUGUGCUCUCGAUAGGAAUCGACAGUCCCCUUUCGCAGCUGCUGCCAAAGACGCCGGUUUUCGAUACUACGGCGGAAAACUCGACGACAUUACCGUCGUCAUUUCUUAUGUUACUUCGGGCGAGCAUUUGAAUUGAAUGCUUUUCUUCUUUGAACUCUGCUUUUCAAAUUCAUUUCCUUUUAGUGCCUAUUUCUAUUCUUAAUGUUGACUGCUCUUUUUGUUCAUAUAAUCAUAGCAUUUGUUGAACAUUGAUUAGCAUCCAAGUUUUAGACAAGAGGGAAUAAAAUUUAGAGGAUUUGGAUUAUUCUUUGGUGUAUUGUGAUUUU
Messenger RNA from Phalaenopsis equestris, 2343 nucleotides. Its product is annotated as probable protein phosphatase 2C 55. NCBI's taxonomy places the organism in Eukaryota, Viridiplantae, Streptophyta, Magnoliopsida, Asparagales, Orchidaceae. The record is from RefSeq and is a predicted model, not a curated record. Bases 816 to 2153 code for a protein of 445 amino acids. The transcript is spliced from 4 exons.